Marasmius oreades (fairy-ring Marasmius) is the source of this 1041-nucleotide messenger RNA. RefSeq lists its product as uncharacterized. The transcript has 5 exons. Lineage: Eukaryota; Fungi; Basidiomycota; Agaricomycetes; Agaricales; Marasmiaceae. The record is from RefSeq and is a predicted model, not a curated record. Bases 1 to 1041 code for a protein of 346 amino acids.
AUGAGAGUACAGCUUCUACUUGGUUCAAUCGUAUUCUUCUACCUCGUUGGCUGUUCCAACGGCUUUAAGAUUCAAGGAUUUCCGACGCAAGCAACGUUCAACCAAGAAGCCACAGCUGUAUUUACGAUCCAAUCGGGUGACCCGACGCACUUUGCAAUUGUAGCAACCCAGUCUCCCUUUCCUCUCAUCAAUCUUGAGGAGGUUAACACGAUUAUCCUUGUGAUUGGGGGCCGGGCGGAAGAGACAGGUUCGGCCUAUGCCACAUUUUCUAGAGGUGGAGGUAAUCCGGUGACUGUGGCGGCGUGGAACCUUGCCACUCCUGGCAGUGACAUAUCGACGAUACAGUCGUGGCAAGACUGGCAGAAAGGUUGGACAAAAGACGGUCCACAAAACCUUCCGUUUUAUGUUGACCCUAGUCCAAUAUUCGUCGCCGCUAGCUUUGGGAUGAACGCGUCGUCUUCGGGGCCCUCCACGCCUCAUGCAUCUGAUAGGAGCACGCUGUCAACCGCCAGUCCGUCCCUUUCAACAUCUUCGAGGUCACCAAGUCCUUCUGAGACCCAACUAGGUCCUUCCAAGGCUCAACCAAGUACUUCCGAGACUCAAGCGCAACCCAAUCCUGAUGCCACUGGAUCAACCACCCACACCACCAGAACCCGAACCAUUGUAGGAUCGGUGGUCGGCUGUGUCGCCGCAGCUUUCUCGGUGUUUGCCGGCUGGUGGUUGUGCAGGAGUAAACGUAGGUCGAGCGGAACUCACGCGCCCAAACCGCUAGAUGGGGACUUUGAAACAGUGACCCCUUAUACGCUCUCUAACCAGCACCCAGUUUCUGCGUCUCAAAAAGCCGUCCCUGUCAACCGUUUAGUGCAACAUCAGGGAGGAGAUGGAGACAUGACGGUUUCGGAAGACCGGAACAUGGGUCAGCUGAACAUGGAUGUAUAUUCCACGCUUGAUAUGAUAAGUCGGGAUUUGGCUGAUCUACGUCGGAUGGUACAAGAUUCCCGACGGUUGGAAGAAUCAUUACCCGACUACAGUAGCCAGUAG